Dictyostelium discoideum AX4 is the source of this 333-nucleotide messenger RNA. RefSeq lists its product as hypothetical. The coding region runs from base 1 to 333 and encodes 110 amino acids. The record is from RefSeq and is a predicted model, not a curated record. NCBI's taxonomy places the organism in Eukaryota, Evosea, Eumycetozoa, Dictyosteliales, Dictyosteliaceae. The transcript has a single exon.
AUGAGUAUAAGAGAUAUAGUGUUAAUUUGUACUUUAGUGCCUUCUUGUAUAAUCAUAGUAGUAUUUUCGGUAAUGGUUUUUUUAAGAAUAAGAAGAAAGAGAAUAGAACAAAUAAAUUAUCUCAAAAGUAUUAAAAAAAGAAAUUAUUUAUCACAAGAACAAAAAGAAAAAAAUCGUUUAAAAGCAAAAGAAGUUGACAAUGAGAUCCAAAAAAAAAUAUUUGAAAAUAAAUGUUUCAUGCUUCAAUAUGCUACCAGGAAUGCAACUUAUAGAAGUACUGUGGCAUGGAUGGAAAAAGAGUUAAAAAAACAAGAAGAUCAAUUAAAAAGUUAA